Anguilla anguilla (European eel) is the source of this 3254-nucleotide messenger RNA. It is a transcript of the gene dbh, whose product is annotated as dopamine beta-hydroxylase (dopamine beta-monooxygenase). Gene Ontology annotation, cellular component: secretory granule membrane. NCBI's taxonomy places the organism in Eukaryota, Metazoa, Chordata, Actinopteri, Anguilliformes, Anguillidae. Gene Ontology annotation, biological process: norepinephrine biosynthetic process; octopamine biosynthetic process; dopamine catabolic process. The transcript has 12 exons. Bases 114 to 1955 code for a protein of 613 amino acids. The record is from RefSeq and is a predicted model, not a curated record. Gene Ontology annotation, molecular function: copper ion binding; dopamine beta-monooxygenase activity.
CCACAUCCAGGCAGAGUCAUAGGAGGAAGAAACCCCAGAAGGAUAAGUAAAGAUAAGAAGGCAGAAGAUCACCUGCUCAGAGAAAGUUCAGAGGAGGAAGGGAAGCCAAGGACAUGAGACUACUCAACAGAAGCCUCAGUCUGCAGGACAUGACGCUGAUGUAUCUUACCAUGCUGGCGACUUUAGUGGUGAUCUUAGUGGCGUCAUAUCAGGCGGGCAGCUCCUCUGGGGUAAAACUACCAUACCACAUUCCCCUGGACCCCAAAGGCGACCUGCAGCUGUCCUGGAACAUCAGCUAUGCCCUGCAGGAGCUCUACCUGGAGCUGCAGGUGAGGGACCUGCAUGAGGGUCUCAUUUUUGGCAUGUCCGACCGCGGGGAGCUCUUCAACGCUGACCUGGUCGUCCUUUGGAAUGAUGGACACAAAUCCUACUUUGGGGAUGCCUGGAGUGACAGCACUGGUCAUGUGACACUGGACAGCCAGCAGGACUACCAGUUAAUAGAGGCGAGACACACCCCUGAGGGAUUCUUCCUGCUUUUCAAGAGGCCCUUCAGCACUUGUGACCCCAGAGACUAUGUCAUAGAGGAGGGCACAGUCCAUCUGAUUUUUGGAUUACUGGACAAGCCACUGACCUCCCUCGAGCAACUCAACCUCUUCCUCAUCCACUCUGGAAUACAACGGGUCCUUCUCCUCCGGCCGGACAGCCCCUCCAUCUCACUGCCCAAUGACGUACGGACCCUGGAGGUCCUGGCCCCGUCAAUCACCAUCCCUGAACAGGAAACCACCUACUGGUGUCAUGUUUACCAGCUGCCUCGCGACAUUCCCAAGAACCACAUCGUUAUGUACGAGUCUGUGAUCACCCCUGGCAACGAGGCCAUCGUUCACCACAUGGAGGUGUUUGAGUGCGCCCCUCAGCUGGAGACCGUGCCCCAGUACAGCGGCGCCUGCGACUCCAAAAUGAAGCCCAGGAACCUGAAUUAUUGCCGCCACGUGCUAGCUGCUUGGGCCAUGGGGGCAGAGGCUUUCUACUAUCCCCCUGACGCUGGACUGCCUUUUGGGGGACCACAGUCCUCCAGAUUCCUUCGUCUGGAGGUGCACUAUCACAACCCACUCCUAAUCUCAGGUCGCCAGGAUUCUUCCGGGAUCCGUCUGUACUACACGCCCACUCUGAGGAAGUAUGACGCCGGGAUCAUGGAGCUGGGCCUGGUCUACACCCCAAUCAUGGCCAUCCCACCCAGAGAACCGCACUUCCAGCUGACAGGAUACUGCACAGCCAAGUGCACCCAGACGGCCCUGCCCCAAGGAGGGAUCUUCAUCUUUGCAUCCCAGCUGCACACUCACCUGGCAGGGCAGGGCGUGAGGACCGUGCUGGUGAGAGGGGGCCAGGAAGUGGAGAUUGUGCAGGAGGACAAACACUUCAGCACCCACUACCAGAUAAUCCGAACACUGAAGAAGAUGGUGAAUGUGUUACCUGGUGAUGUCCUCCUGACCAGAUGUACAUACAACACUGAUGACAGGAAAACAGUCACUGUGGGAGGAUUUGGUAUUGAGGAGGAAAUGUGUGUGAACUACGUCCACUACUACCCCCGAACUCAGCUGGAACUGUGCAAGAGCCAUGUGGACCCAGGGUACCUGCAGAAGUACUUCAACUUCAUUAACAGGUUUCAGGGAGGCGACCCCUGUGACUGUGGGCAGACCAGCGUGACCGAACAGUUUGCCUCCCUGACCUGGGACACCUUCAGCGCAGAGGUGCUGAACUCCCUCUACAACACCGCCCCCAUCUCCAUGCACUGCAACCAGUCCACAGCCCAGCUCUUUCCCGGGGACUGGGAGAGACAGGAGCUGCCCCAGGUCACUGCUCAUCUCCAGAGGCCCCCCUACCCCUGUGAGAGUGCUAGGAGUCCUGUGGCCCGUUCCGACUCGCCCACCGAGGUGCGGCCCAACAGCAGGGCCUGAGUUCCCGCACACAGGGCAUGAGUUCCCGCCUACAGGGCCAGAGUCCCCGCCCACAGAGCCAGAGUCCCCGCCCACAGAGCCAGAGUCCCCGCCCACAGGGCCAGAGUCCCCGCCCACAGGACCAGAGUCACCGCCCACAGCGCCAGAGUCCCCGCCCACAGCGCCAGAGUCCCCGCCCACAGAGCCAGAGUCCCCGCCCACAGAGCCAGAGUCCCUGCCCACACAGCUUCCAGCAGCGAACCUUUAACUCGUCUGGGCUCCUGGGUGAACCAAUCUCUGCAGAUUAAGUUCCCAGCUGAUGUCAAUGCCUCAGUCCUUCCCCACAACCCUACUCAUGCAACACACAUUUACAGAAGCCAUAAAUAACAAUGCAACAUUGUCCAAUCAAAAGCAUUUAUUUCCCACAAGCUGUAAAUAUGGCAAUUUAACAGUUAAGACUUUAAAUGGGGAGACGCUUAUGUCUCAUUGCAACGGAAAAGCUAAUUAAGCUUGCAUUGUCAUGCAUUGUAUGCUUUACAACAGUAAUUUAUACAAAAAGUCACCUGAUUUGCUUCCAAUAAUACCAAAUGCAGUUUUUAAACACAUUUCAAACUGGGGUUCCAAAUAUGUAGUAAAAUAUGGUUUACAACUAUGGAUUAAGACUCAAAUCUCACUCAAAUAUAACAAACUCAGAACCACUGGCAAUGGCAUAGGAAGCACACAGGCUCAACUUUGAUCUCCUCUUUCAAUGAAUAUGCCUUUGCAAUUUUAAACACAAUCACCCCAUUCCCAAUAGCAGUGAGCCAUGAUCUAAUUUAAUAGUAUUGAAUUGUAUUGUAUUGAAGAAUAGUAUUGAAUACCUCUGUACCAGAUGUCUCAUUAACAUUUUCUAAAUGUAAUAGAACUAAGUCACAAACAUCCAUCAUAAGCUCAAAUCUAGCCUUGAAUAAUAUUUUAACAUUGAAAGUAAAAAGUGUCGGAACACAACAAGCUGAGAAACCAUUCUGAUAAAUUAUAUAUUAGUAAUUUAUCUGUGAAAUUAUGUUUCUUUACGGAUUUGUACUAAUGUCUAUGGGCUCAUACUGACUUAUUUGUUAAGAGGAGAAGCAUUUAGAAACUGCUUUAUGUCCUCUUAGAUAAAACAGUGAUCUUGGCACUCAUAGUGGCAUAUCACCUUUAAAAUGGCUGGCCUCCAGCACAAACAUAUUGCAAACACUUUUGCAGUAACUAGAACUACUUCCUUUGCCCUCACGAGCUAGCAUGCACCAAAACAAACAGAUUAAUAUGAGGUCUGCUGCCUUCUGAACCAAUCCUGAUACA